Messenger RNA from Gadus morhua (Atlantic cod), 386 nucleotides. It is a transcript of the gene polr2k, whose product is annotated as RNA polymerase II, I and III subunit K. The record is from RefSeq and is a predicted model, not a curated record. Gene Ontology annotation, cellular component: RNA polymerase I complex; RNA polymerase II, core complex; RNA polymerase III complex. Lineage: Eukaryota; Metazoa; Chordata; Actinopteri; Gadiformes; Gadidae. The coding region runs from base 125 to 301 and encodes 58 amino acids. Gene Ontology annotation, biological process: DNA-templated transcription. The transcript has 4 exons. Gene Ontology annotation, molecular function: zinc ion binding; DNA binding.
AAACACACUUUGUUGCGAGGUCAGUGAUUGGUGUACGCAUGCGCGGGCAGUACAGUGUGCGAUUCAAAGAAAAGUAAAUAACUAUCCAGUCCCUAUACUUGUGUUGUAUCCCUCAGGGUCAGGCAUGGAUGCCCAGAAGGACGUUCAGCCUCCCAAGCAGCAGCCCAUGGUGUACAUCUGUGGAGAAUGCCACACAGAGAAUGAAAUAAAGGCACGUGACCCCAUCCGAUGCAGAGAAUGUGGUUACAGAAUCAUGUACAAGAAGAGAACCAAGAGAUUGGUUGUAUUUGAUGCCAGGUGAAGAAGAAGAACCAACUCUGAUAAAAAAAUUGUUUUUGACGUUUCUUUUGCAGUGUAUGAUGUUGUAAAUAAAAUUUUGAACACCC